Messenger RNA from Phragmites australis (common reed), 2045 nucleotides. RefSeq names its product putative glycerol-3-phosphate transporter 4. Bases 62 to 1561 code for a protein of 499 amino acids. Gene Ontology annotation, molecular function: transmembrane transporter activity. NCBI's taxonomy places the organism in Eukaryota, Viridiplantae, Streptophyta, Magnoliopsida, Poales, Poaceae. The transcript is spliced from 2 exons. Gene Ontology annotation, cellular component: membrane. The record is from RefSeq and is a predicted model, not a curated record. Gene Ontology annotation, biological process: transmembrane transport; phosphate ion homeostasis.
UCCGUCCUUCCCACCGACCACCACCCCUCCCUGCCCCCGACGACCACCACCCGCGCCGCCGAUGACGAAGCCACCGGAGCCUGCGCUGCCAUCGCCGGAGCGGCCACGCCACGCCGACGGGCCGCGCGGCCUCCGCGCCCUGCCCGACCUCUCGUACAACACCCACAGCGCCCUCGUCCUCGCGCUCACCUUCCUCGCCUACAUGCUCUACCACGCCUCCCGCAAGCCGCCCAGCAUCGUCAAGCGCGAGCUCGCCAGGUCGUGGCCACCCUUCUCCGACCCGGCCCUCCUCGGCGCCACCGACGUCGCCUUCCUCACCUCCUACUCCCUCGGCAUGUUCGUCGCGGGCCACCUCGGCGACCGCCUCGACCUCCGCCGCUUCCUCGCCUUCGGCAUGGUUGCCAGCGGUGCCUCCGUUGCGCUCUUCGGCCUCGGGUACUUCCUCGGUCUUCACUCGCUCGCGUUCUACGUCGUCGCCCAGGUGAUCACGGGCCUGCUCCAGACCACCGGCUGGCCCUCGGUCGUCGCCAUCGUCGGUAACUGGUUCAGCGGCCGGAGGCGCGGCCUCAUCAUGGGCAUAUGGAACGCGCACACCUCGGUUGGAAACAUCACCGGAUCGCUCGUCGCCGCCGCCAUGCUGGGGUACGGGUGGGGAUGGUCGUUCGCUGUCCCGGGCGGGCUCAUUGCGCUCGGUGGCGUUCUUGUACUUUUCUUCCUCGAGCCUUACCCCCAGUACGUUGGCUUUGGUCCGUCGCCGAUCGAGCCGGUCAAUGAGGAGAGCACCGACGAGGAGGACAGCAGCACCGCGGGUGGCGCUGGAAAGGACAGGCGGGAUGCUGUGGGGAUUUUGAAGGCGCUCUCCAUUCCUGGCGUGGUCAUCUUCGCGCUCUGCCUCUUCUUCGCUAAGCUGGUCGCCUACACUUUCCUGUACUGGCUCCCGUUCUACUUGGGCCAGACAGCUAUUGGAGGCGAGUACAUGUCAGCUGCAUCCGCUGGGUGUCUGUCAGUUUUGUUCGAUGUAGGUGGAAUUGUUGGUGGAAUUCUCGCUGGUUUCAUAUCUGACCAGCUCAAUGCUAGGGCUACCACUGUUGCAAUCUUCAUGUAUUUGGCGAUUCCAUCUCUUUUCCUCUUUCAUGCAUAUGGCAGUACUUCAAAAGUGACAAACAUUGGCUUGAUGAUGAUCUGUGGCCUGCUUGUUAAUGGACCCUAUGCUCUCAUAACAACUGCAGUUUCUGCUGAUCUGGGCACUCACAAGUCUCUUAAAGGAGAUUCUCGUGCAUUGGCCACUGUCACGGCUAUUAUAGACGGGGCAGGAUCUCUCGGUGCCGCAUUAGGACCAUUUAUUACGGGAUUCAUAUCAAAGAAAGGAUGGGAUACGGUGUUCGUAAUGCUUGCACUUUGUGCAUUUGUUGCUGCUGUGUUGUUGUCAAGUAAUGUGAAAAGGGAAAUUCCUCAAAUCAUUCAGAACUGGAGAAAUUGUUCAACUAACACGCUGAGUGGAAAUGCAGGUAUAAUGACUAAAGGCACUAAUUUUGGAGAUGCCAAAUACUUAGUGACUUGAUAUUUCUCCUUGCUCUUCGUCUCAUAGAUUCUGGAGUUCAGCCUCUUUUAGUGGAGGACAGUUGAUGGCGAGGCCGCUUCCAACUUUGGUGGAGAGGGAUCCAGUUUUGUAGUGUUGUUGUAACUUGUAACUGAGGUGAUGAGAUAGAAUUUCCUAUAAGAUGAUGCUCAUAGAGGAAGGCCAAACCAGACCAAGAUAAGGGAAGGGAACAGUUCUAUAAGUAGAUGCUUAAGACCUGUACAAGUAAACAUGAUCGGGAUAACAUCUGUUGUGUUUUUGUCGGAUGAUACUGUAGUCUGUCUGUAGUAGCAUUUUUUAAUAAGUCAAUCUGUCGUAAGAAUCCCUGUCUUUUCUCAUAUCAAAAUGCACUCCAGGGUUAGUUGAACAGAGCCAGAUAGAGCAAUGACUUGCGGUCUCAGAUACAGAUGAAGGCUGUGUGCACCAUGCUAAUGCUGUUUGUAUUUUUAAUGUCGAUGGGAACUGA